UACUAAUCGGAACAAAGUUGAGACCGACUACCCCGGGGCACAGCUUUUACGAGCCCAAACCCCUCAAAACCACCAAACGAUAUCUUUCCCCGGCUCCGCGUAACACUUGUCAGUGGCGAGCCUCGGCUACAAGGGUGUGGCACUUUGCACGUCGGAAGGGUGAACGCGGUAAACUCAACAGCCGGCGUCUGUGUUAAGGCAAGCAGGCCGGAUCGAGGAGUGUGAGCCCAGUUGUAUACAGACUAACCGGGCAUCAGCAGUCUGCUGUACAUGCGUCCAAGAGAAAUCUACGAGAUCUACAAAUAUUCAGGAAGUACAAUACAUCGCAUGCUCAAGAACUGGAUUGUGGGUCUUUUUCAUCCGACCGGUGAAAAAUUCUGUUUGCAGCCAAGGAAGUCCGAUUGGUGGAUAUUUCAAGAUUACAGCCUGAUAUAGUACCAAAAUAACCCGGCGGCGCAGAGAGUGGUCUGAAACUUUUUUUAAAGGUCACCCUGUGUUUGUGAAGGAAAUUGCUUUUAACAGGUUGCUAUCGUUGGGCCAAAGAUUGAAAUCGAGAAUGUCGUAUUAAAAGGUGAAGUCAGCCAGACGAUAAAACCCGAAUCCCCUAGAAAUCGACAUCGGUCAAAUUCGGAAUCAGUUCAGCAACAUCGGUGCCACUGUUCACCAGUAACAAGAAGGAUUAAAACCGACUACUUCAAAUGAGCAUAGAUCACCUAGAAUCGACCGACUACAAUAAAGUCGAAUUUCCACGACCAGAUGAGACAGAUCUGCGAGUAAAAUCGACAUUUAAUUCAACGCUUUGAGUCGAUAUUUCAGAGACAUGAACCACCAAUGCCACAGAAAAAGUCGACAUUUUCGUAGUUAGAAUCGACAUUUCAACGACAGAAACCAACAGCCCCACAAAACAAGUGAACAUUUCAAGUAAGAGCAACGACAAGUUCACGUGCUUGUAUACAAUAUGGGUAUGAUUAACGAUUUUUCGUCUGCCUCACGUUGGGGAAAGCUUCUUGUCUUAGUAUUAAUCCUGGGAACUACUGUGUUAGGUACAGGGAUGUUCACAUUAAACUGGGCUAAAGGGAGCGUCGUCCAGGCCAGAGAUUGGAACAAAAACGUCAUCUACAGCCGUAAUCUCAGCGACAUCUUCGAGAUCUCGUCCCAGACGGGAUUGUGGGAAUUCUGUACUUCACUGACGUUUAAAGAAAAAUACCGCCGAAGUCCAAGUUACUACUACAAGGAGAUUCUGCAGAAGUCUGUGUCCGGCUGUCGGCGAAUCAACGUGGAGAAAGAUUGGCUGAGGGCUGUCCAGGUGAUAAUGGCGUUGGCGUUCCCGACCGCCAUUGUGUCGGUGCUUCUGAUUGGCCUGUACAUAUUUUCCCCGCAGAAGUAUCGGGUCGACAAAACGUCCAUAGCAACAGGAAUCGCUUCAUUUCUGUCGUGUGUCCUGAUUGGUGUAGGCGUGGCUGUGUUCGGUAUCCACCUGAACACGGAGGGCCUCGCCCUCUCUCAGUUUGAUUGUUAUUACCUCGACUUCUUCAACUUCGCCGCCAUUGACCUGUCCUGGUCGUACCUCAUCACCUGCUUUUCAGCCUUCAUAUUCCUUACCGGAAGUUGCUUGUCUUACUUCCUGACCCUGCGCACUCGACAGCGAGAACGAAUGCGCCGGCGCAGUGAGUCCCGGAAAUCUGCCAGUCGGAACACCCCUCAACUGUUACAGCAAUCGAGCCAAGUUAGCGACAAUGUGUUCGCGUGAUCAGAAUACGUGGGAAGAAAGCAGGAAAAAUAUUCUCAGCCACUGUUCGUAUUUGUGACGACAUGAAGCCGAUGUAUUCAGAGCGGUUGAUUCUUAUUUGUUUGGACAUGUCGGCUGAAACAUUCCAAGUCGCUACCACGAAGUUCUACAUCAGUGGUUUUCAGUGUUUAGGUACGGAAUCUCAUGAAAACGUGCAAUUACAUCUGAAUUAAGUGCUAUCCAUCCAGAGUGAUCUCCCUUUACUCGGAUGGUCGGUGAUUCGUACAGUUUGUGCCUCUGUGAAGGUCUGUGAAGACAGUCAGCGGUUCGCACUUAGCAGUUAGCUAUUCGUCGGGGGAGCCGUCCAUAUUUUUCCUUACAUAUAUAAUUGAUUUAUUUCGACUACUGUAUAAAUAUUUGAGUGGUUCUUGAUG
Liolophura sinensis is the source of this 2163-nucleotide messenger RNA. RefSeq lists its product as uncharacterized. Gene Ontology annotation, cellular component: membrane. The transcript has 4 exons. Lineage: Eukaryota; Metazoa; Mollusca; Polyplacophora; Chitonida; Chitonidae. The coding region runs from base 959 to 1750 and encodes 263 amino acids. The record is from RefSeq and is a predicted model, not a curated record.